Phycodurus eques (leafy seadragon) is the source of this 4765-nucleotide messenger RNA. RefSeq names its product ubiquitin protein ligase E3C (gene ube3c). Gene Ontology annotation, molecular function: ubiquitin protein ligase activity. Gene Ontology annotation, biological process: ubiquitin-dependent protein catabolic process; protein polyubiquitination. The record is from RefSeq and is a predicted model, not a curated record. Lineage: Eukaryota; Metazoa; Chordata; Actinopteri; Syngnathiformes; Syngnathidae.
UACCCCGGUGUUGUGUUGACUUCUUGCGAGCAGACUGAAACAGGUCGUUCGGACACCAUAUUAAUAAACCCAACGCAGUUCACACGUCAAAGGAAUAAGUGUCAAUAUCAGCAUCAGUCAAUGGGAAAGAGGUGAAGAUGUUUAGUUUCGAGGGCGAGUUCAAGACAAGACCCAAGGUGUCACUCGGAGGAGCAAGUAAAAAGGAAGCCAAAGCAUCCCUGCUGCACCGGACUCAAGAAGAAAGAAGAAAAAGAGAGGAUGAUAGAAAACGACUGAAAAAUGCCAUCAUCAUUCAGUCAUACGUACGCGGCUACCAAGACUUGAAACGACAGUACGCCAUCCAGAGGGCCACGUUUGACGAGUGCGCUAGCCAGACUCGGCACACUUUGGAAGCGCCCGCUCUCAGCCUCUUGUCGAGGCAACUCAUCUUUUUCUACAGACAGAGUGUGGAUUCGCAUAGAUUGAUAUGGCUGUGCCAGAACCUGGUGAAACACAACUGUCAGUUCGUCAAGUUGCUGGUGGGUCCGCACAGGCAGACGUGUAUGUUUCAGAUCAAGAGGAUACUGGGAUUCUGCUGCAGACUCCUGCAGAACUGCGGCGACGACAGCUUAAACGUGGCCGUUCCCAUGCGGAUGUUAGAAAUCUUCUCCUCAGAGAGAGUUUACCUGCCCGUCUUGGCCGACGCCAACCAAGUGGCGUCAACAGUUGAGCAGAUUUUGCACUAUAUGGUCCAGAAAGGAUACUACAAGUCGCUGUACAUUCUGGUGAAUCACCGCCUCCCUCCCAGUCUGGAGUACGCCGACUCUCCUUCCAUUCCCCUGGCAAGCACACUAUUGGAUCACAUCCUCAAACCUCUGCACUUUAGCUACUCCUCCUGCACAGGGGGCGCCAGGCAUUUUGUCUUUGCCGCCUUCACCGAGGAGUUCAUUUCAGUGCCCUUCACCGAGCAGAUCUUUCACUUCUUCAUCCCGGCCCUGUCGGAUCCCCGGCUGGCCUUCGCCUUCGAGGCCUUCCUCAGCUCCCUCCAGGGCACCGUCACGUCUUCUCCCGUUGCGCAGAGCUGCGCGCCCUGGAUAUUUUACUUUGUCCUCUCUGCAGGAGAGAAUUGCUUAGGUUCACUUUCAGAGGAAGGCCUGCUGCUGUAUUUAAGCGCCCUGCAGACUUUGCUGCCUCUGCUGCCGGUGACCGAGAGCUGCAGCCGGCCCGAGUUGGGCAGCGACUCCGAGGACGAAGACGACGCCAACGUCCACCCGCCACCCAUGAAGGAUGACAGUCGCAUCUCUGUGCAGCUGAUCACCGACGAAUGCGUGCGCAAGCUGGACACCAAACAGCAGACCAACACGCUGCUCAACCUGGUGUGGAGGGACUCGGCCAGCGAGGAGGUGUUCACCAUGAUGGCGUCCAUCUGUCAUACGCUCAUGGUGCAGCAUCGUCUCCUGGUUCCCAAAGUCAGACUUCUGUACAGUUUAGCCUUCAACGCACGUUUCCUGCGGCAUCUCUGGCACCUGAUCACCUCCAUGACGACCAAAAUGAUUACCGGCUCCAUGGUUCCGCUGCUGCAGCUGAUCUCCAGAGGCUCGCCCAUGUCCUACGAAGACUCCAACCGCAUCAUUCCGCUCUUCUACCUCUUCAGUUCCCUCUUUAGCCACUCGCUUAUCUCCGUGCACGACAGCGAGUUCUUUGGACACGAAAUGGAAGGUCAGACGCAGUCGUCCAUGAUGCCUUUCACCCUGUUGGAGCUGGUGACUCUGUCCCGCUGCCUGAGGGAUGCGUGCCUCGGCAUCAUCAAGCUGGCCUACCCCGAGACCAAGACGGAGCACCGCGAGGAGUACAUGGCGGCCUUCCGCAGCGUUGGCGUCAAGACCAACAUGGAGGUGCAACAGCGCAUCCAGGCCGAGCAGAAACGCUGGGUGCAGCUCUUUAAGGUCAUCACGAAUUUGGUGAAGAUGUUGAAAGCUCGCGACAUCCGACGACCCUUCUGCCCCUCGGGUCACUGGCUCUCUCAAGAGGUCAACAUCCGAGCCGAUAAGGUCACUCAGCUCUACGUGCCGUCUGCCCGGCAUAUGUGGCGAACGCGAAGGAUGGGCCGCAUCGGACCCCUUCAGUCAACACUGGAUGUGGGCUCGGAGCCUCCGCAGCUGUCCGUGUCCGAAGAGAGACAUCUGGCCAUCCUUACUGAGCUCCCUUUUGUUGUUCCCUUCGAAGAGCGAGUCAAGAUAUUCCAGAGGUUAAUCUAUGCCGACAAGCGGGACGUGCAGGGGGAUGGGCCCUUCUCCAACGGCAUCGUCGUCACCAUCCGGCGUAACUACAUCUACGAAGACGCCUAUGACAAACUCUCACCAGAAAAUGAACCGGACUUGAAGAAAAGGAUUCGGGUGCACCUGCUGAACGCCCACGGUCUGGAUGAGGCGGGCAUCGACGGCGGCGGCAUCUUCCGCGAGUUCCUCAACGAGCUCCUCAAGUGUGGUUUCAACCCAAACCAGGGUGUGUUCAAGACCACCAACGAGGGCCUGCUGUACCCCAACCCCGCUGCCGAGACACUGGUGGGGGAGUCCUUUACGCGACACUACUACUUCCUUGGCAGGAUCCUGGGAAAAGCUUUGUACGAGAACAUGCUGGUAGAGUUGCCCUUUGCCAGUUUCUUCCUGUCGAAGCUGCUGGGCACCAGCGCCGACGUGGACAUCCACCACCUGGCCUCUCUGGACCCAGAGAUGUACCGGAACCUUCUCUUUCUCAAGAGCUACGAGGGCGAUGUGGAGGAGCUGGGCCUUAACUUCACGGUGGUCAACAAUGAUCUGGGAGAGGCUCAGGUGGUGGAGCUGAAGCCGGACGGGAAGGACAUUCCCGUCACCACGGCCAACCGCAUCGCAUACAUCCACCUGGUGGCCGACUACCGGCUCAACAAACAGAUCCGGCCGCACUGCCUGGCCUUCAGGCAGGGCCUCGCCAACGUGGUCAACCUGGAGUGGCUGCGCAUGUUUGACCAGCAGGAGAUCCAGGUGCUGAUAUCCGGCGCUCAUGUGCCAAUUUGUCUUGAUGACCUGAAAAAGUUCACAAACUACUCAGGUGGUUACACGGCCACGCACCCCGUCAUCCAGAUCUUCUGGGAGGUGGUGGAGGGCUUCACAGACGAGGAGAAGCGCAAGCUGCUCAAAUUCGUCACCAGCUGCUCCAGACCUCCUCUGCUCGGCUUCAAGGAGCUGUACCCGGCCUUCUGCGUCCACAACGGCGGCACCGACCUGGACCGGCUGCCCACGGCCAGCACCUGCAUGAACCUGCUCAAGCUGCCCGAGUUCUACAGUCAGCACCAGAUGAGGAUCAAGCUGCUCUACGCCAUCGAGUCGUCGUCCGGCUUCGAGUUGAGCUGAGGCUACGGCGGCGGAAUCUCGGGAACGACACGCACUGAAUUUCCUGCUUUGUGUGUGUGUGUGUGUGUGUGUGUGUGUGUGUGUGUGUGUGUGUGUUGAGCACCAGGGGAUGACCAGCCUCGCAUUAAGAGGGCGUAGUCACCAUUUUUCACCAUUUUUUUUCUUGCUGUUGCUUUUAGUUAAUAUAGAAUUAGGUCGUCAGGAAACAAAUGAAUAGCCAUUUUCCACUGUAUGACACCUACUCGCAAAUUACGCUUUUCCAAUGGUAUUACGAGGUACUGUCUCUAGUACAGGGGGUCCUCAGUUUACGACGGAGUUCCAUUCCUUUGAUGGCGACGAAACACACAUUUGUAAGUCGGAAUGCGCCGUAGUCUUAUCGCUACCGUAUGCUAACACAGUAGUCAUAAUUACAGUAAAUAUUUGCAUAAAAAACAUUCCCAGGCCAUAAAUAUAAACAAUCAAAUGUCAGGCAGGAUAAGCCAAGGACCCAUUGUGUCGGAAUUAGAUUAUUAUAUUUGUCCCCCAAAUGGCACCACUUUCCCCACAUUCAAAGCAUGCAGCAAAAUUCACGCUCGCAAGUCAAAGCAAAGAAAUUUGCCUAAUAACGUCUCGUAUCUCGAAAAACUCUGUUAGUCGUAUCUGAAGGCAGCACUGUAUAUUUUGGGCAAUUUUAUUUAACUUUUUGAUGGGUUUACAAUGUGUAGUGUGGAAGAAGCGAGAUGGACAUCAAAGACACAUGCGUACACAUAUAUGCCCACUUUUAGACACAAUUCUAGUCCUAAAACAAUCAAGUUAAAAAGGGAAAAAAAAAGUUUAAAGGGGACAAAUAGAAAAUGUAUGUAUACAAAUAGCACAUUACCCCGCCUGGCCUCGCCUCUGAGCGAGCUGCUGUCAAUUUAGCCAAAUUGUGACGUAACAGUAUGGCUAAUUUACGUGUCCUUCGCAGUGUCCCUGUGAUGGAAAAUUGGCCGGUGAAUCAAAACCAAGGCGAGUAGUGCCCUGCAGUGGAAAAGCAGCAGUAGUGCUUUGUUGUGUAUAUUGUUUUUUGUUUUUUUUUCACCAAAGAUGAUGUGGCAUCAUAUAUAUUAUAUUAAAAAAGGCAAUACAAGAAUAGAGUGACUGUGAAAUGGGCGCCACGACAACAUUGAUUUUAUGAUUUCUUCAAAUAUGUUUAUCGUUUCUUACCCGUGGCAACUGACGCGUGCAAGGUUUUUGUUAAGACUGAUUUGCGGGUUUAUUCAAUAGGCUGAUGGAUUUGUGAAUAUGGACAUUUUCUCUUGUGCGAUUCAUGAUUUCUUUAGUAUUUGUACAGUUUUCCUUCCUAUGUGUUUGAGAGCGAGAUUGUGUCGUGGUUACAAAAGUUCAGUGUAACAACAACAGAGCGUAUGGAAAUGAAU